Messenger RNA from Brachypodium distachyon (stiff brome), 4426 nucleotides. RefSeq names its product WD repeat-containing protein 11. Gene Ontology annotation, molecular function: protein binding. The record is from RefSeq and is a predicted model, not a curated record. NCBI's taxonomy places the organism in Eukaryota, Viridiplantae, Streptophyta, Magnoliopsida, Poales, Poaceae. Gene Ontology annotation, cellular component: cytoplasm. The coding region runs from base 87 to 4001 and encodes 1304 amino acids. The transcript has 21 exons.
CUCAAAUGGUGCUCCGCGUCGAGAUCUGAGAGAGAGAGAGAGACUUCCUCCCGCCUCCACCCCCAACCCCAACCCAGCCCGGCGCGAUGAUGGCCGCGCCGCCAGCCUCCCCGUCGUCGCGAUCGCGCCACGGCAAUGCCGGUGGCGGCGGCAGCACGACGUCGACGAUGCUGCCGGGCCCGGCGAGCCGCAGCAACGGCGGCUGCAUCGACCUCAGCACGUCGGGGCUCCUGGCGCACGGGGCCGGGAGCAGCGUCGUCGUCUCGGACCCGCGGUCCAUGCAGCUCCUCUGCGUCCUCCCCAUGCCCUCCCCCACCACCCCUACCUCCCUCGCCUCCUUCGUCACCGCCGUCCGCUGGGCGCCCCCCGCCAGCGAGCCGUCCCUCGCCGCCGCGGGCGAGGACGACGACGACAGCCGCCCGCUCCGCCUCGCCGCCGGCGACCGCCACGGCCGCGUCGCCGUCUGGGACGCCCGCGCGCGCGCCGUGCUGCACCUGCUCAACCUCGACGAGUCCCGCGGCGUCGCGCCGGGCACCGCGGGGGGUGUCCAGGACCUCUGCUGGAUCCACCACGCCUCCGGUUGGCUCCUCGCCUCCAUCCACGGGCCCUCGCUGCUCUGCAUCUGGGAGACCAGCAACAACCCGCGCGUGCUCUGGAUGUUCGACGCCUCCCCCGAGUACCUCUCCUGCCUCCGCCGCGACCCCUUCGACGACCGCCACCUCUGCGCGCUCGGCCUCCGGGGCUUCCUCCUCUCCGCCGUCCCGCGGCACGACUCCGACAUCUCGCUCAAGGAGCACCGGAUAGUCUGCGGCGCCGGGGACGUGGCGGAGCUGCAGAGGCUGGAGAAGGAUAUAGCAGCGCCCGCGCCAGCCCCCGCGCUCGCGGCUUUCCCGCUGUUUGCGGCCAGGCUCUGCUUCUCCCCGCUGUGGAGACACAUCAUAUAUGCCAUGUACCCGCGGGAGCUCGUCGUCUUUGAUCUUAACUACAGCACUGCGCUCUCUGUUGCUUCAUUGCCCAGGGGGUUCGGGAAGUUCUCGGAUGUUAUGGCCGAUCCAGACCUCGACCUGCUCUAUUGCACGCACGCUGAUGGCAAGCUGAGCAUCUGGAAGCGCAAGGAGGGUGAACAAGUGCAUUUGUUGCAUGCAGUGGAAGAGCUCAUGCCUUCAAUUGGUACCGUUGUUCCUCCCCCGGCCGUUCUUGCUACUACGAUCUGGCAGUCAGAGUCUAUUUUCCAUAACAUCGAGAAACAAUCUCAGGAUUUGGCACAAAUGCAAUCUUCACAGUCUAUCAUCUUUGAUACAAGCUUGAACCAGAACAUGUAUCAAGGGAAGACGACAUAUCUAACGUCGAUAUCCGAAGAUGGCAAGAUCUGGUCUUGGCAUUUGACUUUUGACAAGUCAGCAUGCUCCAAGAAAAUUAAUCUAGGUACAUCGAACCAUAGUGAUGCUGGAAUUUCCAAUCCACGCUCCAAUGGACUUGAUUUUACAAUAAAGAUUAACUUGAUGGGCCAGCUUCAUCUUUUGUCCUCUACUGUGACUACUCUAGCUGUGCCAUCCCCUUCUUUACUUGCCACUGUAGCCCGUGGUGGAAACAAUCCUGCUCCAGCAGUACCACUUGUUGCUCUAGGAACUCAGAAUGGGACUAUUGAAGUUGUCGACGUAUUGGCUAAUGCAGUUUCUGUCAGCUUUGCUGUUCAUAGCAGCACAGUCAGAGGAUUAAGAUGGCUUGGAAACUCACGGCUUGUUUCUUUCUCAUAUAAUCAGGUUAGUGAUAAAACGGGGGGAUACAAUAAUAAGCUUGUUAUCACAUGCCUAAGAAGUGGGCUAAAUCGCUCGUUCCGUGUACUCCAAAAGCCUGAGCGUGCACCAAUAAGAGCAUUGAGGGCUUCUUCAUCUGGAAGGUAUCUUCUAAUUCUGUUUCGUGAUGCUCCUGUUGAAGUGUGGGCUAUGACAAAGAACCCCAUGAUGCUUAGAUCCUUGGCUCUUCCUUUUACGGUGUUAGAAUGGACACUGCCAGCUGCACCUCGACCAAGUCAGAAUGCAGCAUCUAAGCAAUCGUCUAGCUCCAAGGAACGAUCAGGAGAGGCUACAGCUGCAGAAAGUUCUGAUGAAACGGCUGAAAGUUUUGCUUUUGCAUUAGUCAAUGGUGCUCUUGGUGUGUUUGAAGUGCAUGGACGGCGAAUACGAGAUUUCAGGCCAAAAUGGCCGUCAUCAUCAUUUGCGUCUUCAGAUGGUCUGGUUACUGCUAUGGCUUAUCGCCUUCCCCAUGUUGUGAUGGGGGAUAGAUCAGGCAACAUUCGAUGGUGGGAUGUUACAACGGGCCUUUCUUCUUCUUUUAGCACUCACAGGGAAGGCAUUAGGAGGAUAAAGUUUUCUCCUGUUGUGCACGGAGAUCGAAGUAGAGGACGCAUUGCUGUGCUCUUCUAUGAUAAUACAUUCUCUAUAUUUGACCUGGAUAGUGCAGACCCCUUGGCAAAUGCCCUUCUCCAUCCACAAUCUCCUGGCACACUCGUAUUGGAGCUUGAUUGGUUAUCAACCCGAACAAGGAAGGAUGACCCACUUGUAUUAUGCAUUGCUGGAGCUGAUAGUAGCUUCCGACUGGUUGAGGUUAACAUUGAUACCAAGAAUUCUGGUCCUAAGGUGCUGACUGCAAAAGAGAGGUUUAGGCCAAUGCCAUUAUGCCUACCAAUACUAUUUCCAACUGCGCAUGCUUUGGCUUUGCGUAUGAUUCUACAACUUGGUGUGAAGCCCUCUUGGUUGGAAUGCAAUAAUAGUGAUAAAUUAGCCAGUAACAGCUUUAAUGCAGCACAGGCAACCUUUGGAGAUCUCCGUAGUUACAUGAUUGAAACAGCACUUCCUCCUAUUGGUGAUUCUGUAGUUGCUGAGUUGCUGCUUAAAGUGUUGGAGCCAUACAGAAAGGAGGGUUGCAUCCUUGAUGAUGGAAGAGCCAGAUUAUAUUCGGCUAUAGUAAAUAAGGGAGCAUAUGCAAGGUUUGCAUUUGCUGCUGCAAUUUUUGGUGAUUUCCAAGAAGCACUUUUCUGGUUACAGCUUCCACAAGCCCUUCACCAUUUCCUGGAUAAAUCAACAAGUAGAUCAAGUGAGAAGGCCUUAGACUCAAGUGUGCAUCCUGAUUCUGAACAAACCUCCACAUUAAAUAGGAUAGCUUCAAGCGAAAGGUCUGCAGCCAGAAAUGUGACCAAAUAUAAUGCGAAUUAUGGGCAGUUAAGUACAAUGGCAUUUAAACAAGAACACUUGUGGUUCAAUGCAAAUGAAAGGAUACCUUGGCAUGACAAGCUUGAUGGUGAAGAUGCUUUGCAAAAGCAUGUUCAUGAGCUUGUCUCUAUUGGAAAUUUGGAAGCUGCGGUGUCCUUGCUACUUUCAACACCUCCUGAAGGAUCAAAUUUUUACCCUAAUGCACUAAGAGCAGUUGUACUGUCAUCUGCAGUGUCAAGAUCUUUACAUGAACUUGCAGUGAAGGUUGUUGCAGCCAAUAUGGUUAGAACAGACAAAUCACUAUCUGGCACACAUUUACUAUGUGCUGUGGGGAAAUAUCAGGAAGCAUGCUCUCAGCUUCAAGAUGCUGGUUGCUGGAUUGAUGCUGCAACUUUGGCUGCUACUCAUUUGCAUGGAUCUGAUUAUGCAAGGGUAUUGCAGAGGUGGGCAGAUUAUGUUCUUCGUGGUGAACAUAAUAUGUGGAGAGCUCUAGUACUAUAUGUUGCUGCUGGAGCACUACCGGAGGCUUUAGAAACACUCCGCAAGAACCAGCGACCAGACACCGCCGCGAUGUUCUUGCUUGCCUGCCAUGAGAUCUAUUCACAAUUCACCUCAGAGUCCGAGCCCGCUGCUGACACGCCAGGAUCGGCACCGGAACGGAGCCAGAAGCUCCUGUUCCCUUCCAAGAAUGUGGAUGACGAGGAGCUGAUCGCAGUCAGCGAGGUCUUUGGGCAGUACCAGCAGAAACUGGUCCAUCUUUGCAUGGAUAUGGAACCAACUGUCAAUUGAGCCUCUUGACAUCAUUCUAUUCAUGCCUGCGAUGUUCCUUUCUGGAUGAUUGGCAAUAUCCGAGACCAAAAGAGACCAAAAAAGCCCCUGGUUUGGUCUAUUGCUGUAACCGUAGACAUCUCCUAUAUAGCGGGGAAAGCAUCUUGUCAGGAUGUGUGAGCUACUGGGAGUUCAGGAUGCUGAACAGAGUGUGUUGUGUGGUACGGUACCGAGGCUGAUUUUUGCGUUGCUGGUGUGGCAUUGCUCUUGGAGAAUCCUACAGGGCAAAUGGAUACAUAUAUGUAAUUGUUUGUAUUUUAGGGGACAACGGCUGUUGCUGUCUUUUUUGCAUGAGACGUGUAAAUUUAUGGGUUGAGUUGAGUGUGUUGAUGUGCAGAGUUGACUUAUAUACCAGGUUUAGCAGAGAUUACUGCACCUUUUUCGCA